AUGGGUACAACGCAGGACAAGUCCAUGAAAAUGUCCAAUUACUACGAGGAAUACGAGAGUCGGAUGGCUUCGAUCGAAAAUAUCCUGGUCAAGUAUCAAAAGCGAAUGAGUCGCAUCCGCAAGGGCAUCGACCGCGGACACACCUUUGGAGAGGUCCUCCAGGAAACCGAACGAACGCUGUUCAGUCUCAAGCUCGCAAUCGAGACCAUCAAUGGCUCCAAACACGAGAGCGAGAAGCUUCGCGAGUGGAUCGUGGAGCUGGGUCGAUUUGUGCAAGACGAUCUUGCACAGAUCGACUCCAUCAUCAGGUUUCGCAGCGACAGGGAGAAGAAGGUUGCCGACGAGUGUGAUGUGCUCCGAUGGCGGAUCUCGGGGCUCGAGACGAAGCAGCAGAGUCGCGAGGAUGUCAUCUGCGAGCUCAUGGGGAGGCUCGAGGAGAAGGAGAAGGAGUCGAGCCAUCUUCGCUCCGCGCUCAAGCGACUCCUGGUCGAGGGGAAGGACCGCGAGCUACUGAUCCAGAAACAAGCUCUGAUGCUCGAGGAAAUGAACCAAACCCUUUCCCGAUACGAGCGCCAGAUCGACAUGGGCAAGGUCGGCAGCCCACCAAAGUCGACUUCCCGUUCAGUGCAGCCCGAGGCUGCAGCCGAUGCUGGAGCUGGCCCAUGGGAUACUUCGUUGGGGCAGGCUUUCCCACAGGGCACAGCGGCCCCGACAGACCCGUCGCAAGCCUUCGGAUCGGUGUCCCAAGCACAGCCUGUCCUGUCUUCUCGACCCAGCGCAGUGUCGUCCAGCCCGCUGAGGCCCAAAGACGACUACUCCUAUGCGGCCCCGACAUCGAAUCCAAGGGACCGCAACCAACUCGACGGCAUUCCUGGUUCGGCCCGAGACCGCAGCGCUGCCAAUGCCGUCACUCGAUCAGACAGCACCCUCCCGGGCAAUCCGCAACGCAGCCGAGUCGACUCGACCUUCUCUGACAGCUUCAAUCUCGAGACCCUCCGCGUUGAUCCGGCAGUCGCCAAUAAUGGCUUGCGGCCCAAGACCUUUGCUCCAGAGCUACCGUCUCGAAAGCCACAGUCGAAUCGCCGCACAUCGCUGGAUGACGAGAUUGAGCUGGUGCUGCGGCAGCAUCCUCCGACUCGCACCAGGUCACUCUCGAGCGAUUCUUGCACCAGCUCGCACUUGGCGGAGCUUCUCAGACCCAUUUCACCCAAGAAAAGGCAUGGUGACAGUCGCUCGCGCCGACAGAGUUGCGAACGAUCCUCUGCCGACAAACAUGUCACGCCAAAGCUUGUCGACCCACUCGGGCCGUCGCUGGAUGAAGCCUGGAGGAACACACUCCGCAAAUACGACUGA
Polychytrium aggregatum is the source of this 1353-nucleotide messenger RNA. RefSeq lists its product as uncharacterized. The record is from RefSeq and is a predicted model, not a curated record. The transcript has a single exon. The coding region runs from base 1 to 1353 and encodes 450 amino acids. NCBI's taxonomy places the organism in Eukaryota, Fungi, Chytridiomycota, Chytridiomycetes, Polychytriales.